Molecule: messenger RNA, 656 nt
Organism: Sinocyclocheilus grahami
Lineage: Eukaryota; Metazoa; Chordata; Actinopteri; Cypriniformes; Cyprinidae
Product: ERC protein 2-like
Exons: 6
Source: RefSeq, a predicted model, not a curated record
UGAAGGCGUUUGAACAUGUUGCUCGCUGGAACCCUGAGCUGUCAGAGCGAUUGCAGGUUCUCCAAACAGAAACGGCCCGUCAUAAGGAGGAACUGGAGAAGUCUAAUGCUGAAGUCCAGAGAUUGCUGGCUCUUUUGCGGGAGCUGCAGUCUGAACGUCUGGAGCAGGACAAGAUAAUCAUUGAGCUGGAGAGACAAGUGAAAGAACAGAACCAAAAGCAGUCUGUGAAUCCAGGACAAGCUGGAGAAAUGAGUCCUAAUACUUCAAGACAGUUGGAAGAUUUGAUGGCAGUGCUAGACAAAACCAGAAAAGAGUUAGACGCCUCAAGACAACACUUGUCGUCUACGCAGAAUACUCUGUCUGAACGUGACAAUGAGCUGAGCAGGAUACGAGCUGAUCACAGUAAACAACUAACAGAGAUCCUGCAGUUAAAAAACAUGUCAACCCCUGAGGACGUGAUGACCUUGAGAAGAGAGAAGGAAAGGUUUAUGAAUCACCAAAAACAGCAGGCACACAGUAGGAUGAAGCAUGUGGCAGAACAUUAUGAAGAUGGACACAUUCAUCCACAGUAUUCUCAUCAUUCGCAUCAUGGACAGCAGCGUGAAUUGAUCUCCCCCCCACCAGAGCAGGAUGAUGAGGACGGCAUAUGGGCAUGA